AUGUCUCGUUUAAUCACUUUAGCUACUUGUAACUUAAACCAAUGGGCAUUAGAUUUUGAGGGCAAUAGAGACAGAAUCCUUGAAUCUAUUAGAAUUGCAAAGUCUCGCAAUGCAAAGUUGAGAGUAGGUCCUGAAUUGGAAAUUACUGGUUAUGGCUGUCUUGAUCACUUUUUGGAGAAUGAUUUGUACUUGCACUCUUGGGAAAUGUAUGCUCAGAUCAUCAAGAAUGAAGAGACGCACGGCAUAUUGUUAGACAUUGGUAUGCCAGUGCUGCAUAAAAACGUUCGUUAUAACUGUCGUUUGCUAUCUUUGGAUGGUAAGAUUUUGCUUAUCAGACCUAAGCUAUGGUUGGCGAACGACGGUAACUAUCGUGAGAUGAGGUUCUUUACACCUUGGAUGAGGCCUACCCUUGUUGAGGACUUUGUCUUGCCUCUAGGCAUCCAAAAGGUGACUGGACAGAAGAACGUUCCAUUUGGUGAUGCUGUAAUUAAUACCUUGGAUACUUGUGUUGGAGUUGAGACCUGUGAAGAAUUAUUUACACCAUCUUCCCCACACAUUGACAUGUCUUUGGAUGGUGUGGAGAUCAUUACUAAUUCUUCGGGUUCUCACCACGAGUUGCGCAAGUUGAACAAGAGACUAGACUUGAUUAUGAGUGCCACUCGUAGAUGUGGUGGUGUUUACUUAUAUGCCAACCAACGUGGUUGCGAUGGUGAUAGGUUAUACUACGAUGGUUGCGCGCUAAUUGCAGUUAAUGGUACUAUUCUUGCUCAAGGUUCACAGUUUUCGCUCAAGGAUGUUGAGGUUGUUACCGCCACGGUGGACUUGGAAGAUGUAACCAGUUACCGUGCUGCUAUUAUGUCCCGUGGUCUACAAUGUGCAUCUUCAACCACCAAGUUUGUACGUGUCGAUGUGCCAAUGGAAUUGGCAGAUGUUUUCGAUAACUUCGAUCCAAGCAUUGCUCCAACAAAGCAAAGAGACCCAUUUUAUCAAACACCGGAAGAGGAAAUAGCUCUUGGUCCUGCAUGUUGGUUAUGGGACUACGUGAGACGUUCUCGUGGUUCAGGUUUCUUCUUGCCUUUGUCUGGUGGCCUUGAUUCCUGUGCAACCGCUGUUAUUGUUCACUCUAUGUGUAGAUUGGUCAUUAAAGAGAUCAAGGAGGGCAAUCAGCAAGUUUUAGAUGACGUCCGUAUGGUCACCCGCUCUAGCGAUGAUUGGGUUCCAGAAGAUCCAGCUCAGUUGGCUAACAAGCUGUUCUACACUUGCUACAUGGGCACCGAAAACUCGAGUGCAGAGACCAGGACAAGAGCAAAGAAGUUGUCUGAGAUAAUUGGCUCAUAUCACGUUGAUUUCAACAUGGACAGUGUUGUUUCCAGUGUAGUUAGUCUAUUUGAAGUUACUACUGGUAAGAAACCAAUUUACAAGGUUUUCGGUGGUUCCAACCUGGAAAACCUUGCUUUACAAAACAUCCAAGCCCGUUUGCGUAUGGUGUUUUCCUACAUGUUUGCCCAAUUGUUACCAUGGGUUCGCGCGGUACCUAGCGGUGGCCUACUGGUUCUUGGUAGUGCAAAUGUCGAUGAAUGUCUAAGAGGUUAUUUGACGAAAUAUGACUGUUCUUCUGCUGAUAUAAACCCAAUCGGUGGAAUUGCCAAGAUUGAUUUGAAGAAGUUCAUCAAGUAUGCUGCAAAGGAAUUUGAUAUCCCAUUAUUGGAAGAAUUCUUAACUGCUGCACCAACUGCAGAGUUAGAGCCCAUAACUAAAAACUACGUCCAAUCUGACGAGGCUGAUAUGGGCCUAUCCUACCAGGAGUUGAGCACUUUUGGUUAUCUACGUAAGGUCGAAAAGCGUGGCCCAUACUCAAUGUUCUUGAAACUGCUCCACGAGUGGACCCCAACUUUGACACCUUACCAAAUCGCUGACAAGGUUAAGAACUUUUUCUACUAUUACGCUAUUAACAGACAUAAACAAACUGUUCUAACCCCUAGUUAUCACGCUGAGCAAUAUUCCCCAGACGACAACCGCUUCGACUUGAGGCCAUUUUUGAUUGAUCCUAAAUUCUCAUGGGCUUCCAAGAAGAUUGAUAACGUUGUUCGUCAAUAUGAGAAGCAUGACACUGCUAAGCUUGCCAUGCUAUCUAUAGAUUUGAACCCAACCACCAAGAAAUAG
Eremothecium sinecaudum is the source of this 2163-nucleotide messenger RNA. RefSeq names its product glutamine-dependent NAD(+) synthetase (gene QNS1). The record is from RefSeq and is a predicted model, not a curated record. Lineage: Eukaryota; Fungi; Ascomycota; Saccharomycetes; Saccharomycetales; Saccharomycetaceae. Gene Ontology annotation, biological process: NAD+ biosynthetic process. The transcript has a single exon. Bases 1 to 2163 code for a protein of 720 amino acids. Gene Ontology annotation, cellular component: cytoplasm. Gene Ontology annotation, molecular function: glutaminase activity; NAD+ synthase (glutamine-hydrolyzing) activity; ATP binding.